Messenger RNA from Nymphaea colorata (pocket water lily), 1066 nucleotides. RefSeq names its product universal stress protein A-like protein. NCBI's taxonomy places the organism in Eukaryota, Viridiplantae, Streptophyta, Magnoliopsida, Nymphaeales, Nymphaeaceae. Gene Ontology annotation, molecular function: AMP binding. The transcript is spliced from 4 exons. Bases 326 to 865 code for a protein of 179 amino acids. The record is from RefSeq and is a predicted model, not a curated record.
GGUCUCAAAGAAUUAUUGAUCAGAAUCUCCUUCCACUUUUCUGAUCAUCGGGUCUAGGAGAUUGCUGGUCGUUGGUUGAUGGCAGUCGCCAGCGACCAUCAUCGUUUCUUUCUAGUUAUUUCUUGUUACAUACAAUUUUUUUGGCCGGUAACGUGAUCCACGGUCCUGUAGUAGCGCCAAAAGCUCGUGGGCUACGACUCGUGAUCUUUUGCCUCGUAAAAAGUUGAAAUAGGAGUGGGGAAGCCAGCCGUCGACAGUCGAGGCUCGAGACGAUAGAGAGAGAGAGAGAGAGAGAGAGAGAGAGAGGGAAGGGCAGUCCGCAACCAUGGUGGAGGAAAGUCCGACGAGGAUCAUGGUGGGCGUGAACGAGUCGACGGUGAAGGGUUAUCCCUACCCUUCCAUCAGCAGCAGGAACGCAUUCGAUUGGGUGAUCAAGAAGAUAGUCCGUCCACGAAGCCCCUCCGCCUCCCACUUCAAGCUACUCUUCCUCCACGUCCAGGUCACUGACGAAGAUGGAUUUGAUGACAUGGAUAGUGUCUAUGCAUCGCCAGAUGACUUCCGAGAUAUUAGGCACAGGGACAAAGUUAGAGGGCUUCAUUUAUUGGAGUACUUUGUUUCACGCUGCCAUGAACUUGGGGUUUCUUGUGAAGCAUGGAUGAAGCAAGGUGACCCGAAAGAGGUUGUCUGCAGUGAAAUAAAGCGUGUCCAACCUGAUCUUCUUGUUGUCGGCAGUCGUGGACUGGGUCCAUUUCAAAGGGUAUUUGUUGGAACAGUGAGCGAGUUCUGUACGAAGCAUGCAGAUUGCCCGGUGGUUGUUAUAAAAAGGAAGGCAAAUGAAACACCAGAAGAUCCAGUCGACGAUUAGCUUCCUGCAUUGUUUCUACAGGUGUCAUUUACAGUCCACUGUGCAAAUAGGCAAUUCAUUUCACUGGUGUUUGUGUACAUAACUGAAAUCUGUGAACAGAAGGCUUGCUGCGCCGGGUUAAUGCCUGCUUCUCUGACUUGGCUUGUUCAGUGUUGUGGAACUUGCUUUGCUUCUUUUGUUUAUGGUGAGCUACACUUUUCA